CCAAACAUGGCGGCCCCCAAGGAAUGAUUCAUGCUGCCUGUGGACACCGGUCCAUCCUGCUUCUUGUCGCGGUCUUCAUAGUAGACUUCAGUCAUGUUCGCCAAGCCCUUCAAAGUGAAGUCCAACACGGCCAUGAAAGGCUCGGACAGGAGAAAGCUGCGAGCCGACGCCGGCUCAUCGUUCCCUGCACUGAGCACCGACAACCUGUCUGACCUAAUGCCGCCCAAAGAAGAGCUGAAUGUUGUAAAGGUGUACGCUCACAAGGGCGAGUCCCUGUCCAUCUACGUCCACAGCAAGAAUCCCAUCUGGUUUGAGUUGGAGAGAAAUCUUUAUCCAACAGUGUACACUCUAUGGACCUUUCCAGAUCUUCUCCCCGCUUUUACCACUUGGCCACCGGUGCUUGAAAAAAUGGCUGGAGGAGCAGAUCUGAUGCUGCCAGGAAUUGUGGUGCCAUCUACAGGUCUCCCAGAGGUACAGCGGGGCCAACUGUGUGCAGUCAAUUUAGUGGGGAGCAGGGCUCCUGUAGCAGUUGGUGUGGCCACUAUGUCUACAAGAGAGAUGUUGGCAUCCGGAAUGAAGGGCAAAGGUUUCAAUAUUUUACACACGUACAAAGAUCAGUUGUGGGCUUCUGGUGACAAAUCAGGCCCUCCAGUCAUUACUGCGGUCAUUACUCCCAUGGAGACAGAGGCUGCAUGUGAAGGAGAGCAGGAGGAACAGUUACUCUCUCACAAUUCGGUAUUAGAAACAUCCAUACCUGAAACACAACUGGAAAAUUUGUACCUGGUUGAAGUAGCAGCUGCAGCAUGUCACGAGGGUGAAGACCUGGCAGCAGAUGAUGAGAGACAUGAAACACAGGACUCUGAAGAUUGUCACCAAUCUCCACAAGAGGUCAUGGACAACUUACUCAAUCAGUGCUUCUUCCAUGCUUUGAAGUUCAAGGUGAAGAAGUCAGACCUUCCACUGCUUACCAGCACCUUCCUAAGAAAUUACCUUUUCUCCUGUUGCCCUGAAGGACAGCAAGUGGAUAUUAAGAAGUCCAGUUACAAAAAGCUGUCCAAGUUCUUACAGGUUAUGCAGCAGCGUAAGAUUCUGCAGGUAAAGGAGCUCAGUAAAGGAGUGGAGAGUAUCGUGGGGGUGGACUGGAAGCACCCAGACAUCAGGUCUUAUGUUGCCCCAGUUUCAGAGCCACCUGCAGAAGACAUGGAUGUUGGAGCAGAGCAUUUGUAUCAACCACCUGAAAUUCUCACUCUGUAUGGAAUUUCUGCCAAGAUGUUGCCUCUGUUCCAGGAAUCGGGCCACAGGAAAGGUGACCUCCUAACUCAGAGCGAUGUCAGAAGUAUGAUCAUCUCUUAUGUCAAGACUAAUGAACUUGUCCACCCUGGAAACAAAAACUUUGUGACGGUUAACCCUGUGAUAUGCGACUGCUUGCUGGAUAAAUCUGAGCACAAUGACAUUACUUUUCUCCAGUGGGACGACCUGGUCACAAGGUGUCUAGAAAGAAUGCAGCAUUCAUAUCAAGUCACCUUCCCCGGGUGCUCUCCUGUUAUUCGGAAGGGCAACAUUGAGCACAUUGACAUCAGCGUGGCACAAAGGGGUUCAAACAAAAAGGUAACAAUGAUUAAGAACCUGGAGUCGUACGGCUUGGAUCCCUCAUCCUUUGCCAGCUUGUUACAGCAAAGAGUUCAAGCCAGUGCCACCUGCACCGCACUGCCAGGAGCAAAAGACAGAGUCCAGGUGCAGAUUCAGGGCAACCAGGUGUCACAAAUAGGGAAGCUGCUGCUAGAGCAUUUCAAGAUUCCUCGGAAGUAUGUGAAUGGAUUAGACCUGUCAGCUAAAUCCAGCAAAAAGAAAUGAAAUAAACCCAUUCCCUAUUACGUGUUUGCGUCAGAUGAGUCUGUAUAGGACAACAUAGGAAGAAACAUCAUUUUAAUAAAGUGACGGUAGAUAAACAACCACAAGUAAGCAUAGGCUGGAAAUAGUAUUCGGAAACAAUAGCUAGGUUUUGCAGCUUAGACUGGCUGAAACUUGGAUGAGGCUAUACGAAGGGAUUCUUUUCUAAAACCUAUGACUGCGGUUAUAAGACAGAUUGAUUUCUGAAAAGUGCACUGGACACUUGUAGUCGAUUUCAGUGUCUAGUUGUAUCAUAAACUAGUUAAUCAUAUAAAGUAUUCUAUAUCUUCAGGUAUAUAUGCCCACUUAUGAUCUCCCGCCAGAUCUAUUCUAAUUUAUAAGAACCAUGUUUGAUACUUUGCGGGUGUCAUACAGUUGAUUCGGUAACUCUCCCCCCCAGCAUGCUGUAGCGUCCGCCCAUGUGCAGUGUGGGAUUGGGCAGUUGAUCAUGGACUGGGUGUAACUGUUAAAGGAUAAAUUGCAUUUUCUAGCACAAUCUCUGACACACUGCAGUUACAAUUUACAUAUAAUGUUAAGUAACUUUGUCAUUGCUUUACAUACUUGAGGUUUCUUUAUACCAGAGACCAGUAUAUUGUGGCAGCUCAGGUGGUGACAGCUGAGCAUGAAAGCUCUAGGACAGCAGAGUAAUGAUACUGUUUCCCACGACCAUGACCAACAGAAUUUCGAGAACAGUACAGAAAUGGAGAACGAAGAAAAAAUAUUAUAUAAUUUAAAAUUGAUGCAGAAGCAGUAAAGCAAAUUGAAAUGUUACUCUGCUUUUAUGUAGAAUUAAGACAUAACCAAUCAUUCCCCUGUGAAUAAAUGAUCUAUGUUUUUUUGGACAGAGAAUGAGAUUAAAGCGGUAUUCCGACAUUUUAAUUUAAUGCCCCCCUUCCCUUUUGUCUACAGAUAGGGCUGUAGAGCACACUGCAUCUGCACAGACAGACAUCCUCGAACUUACUGCUAACCUCAUGCAGGUCAGUGCCCAACGGCCGGCCUGGUUACGGGGUGAGAUAGUAUUCUAUGCUCUACAGCGCAAGCAAAGAUUCAUUCCCGAGCAUGUGCUGCAUUUAUGGGGUGAGGGGGACAGGCCAUGAGCGUGUUCAUUGUGGGUUGUAACUAGGUUAGGAUAACAUGCACAAUGUCCAGGAACUGCCAGCAGCACAUCACUGGCUGGUUGGCAACUUUUAAAAAGUAUUAGUGCAAAUGAUAUUAGUCUCCAUAAGGAGGGGUGGGGUGGCAUAAAA
Molecule: messenger RNA, 3137 nt
Organism: Bufo bufo (common toad)
Lineage: Eukaryota; Metazoa; Chordata; Amphibia; Anura; Bufonidae
Gene: EIF2D
Product: eukaryotic translation initiation factor 2D
Exons: 15
Coding region: 94-1854 (586 amino acids)
Biological process (GO): translational initiation; formation of translation preinitiation complex
Molecular function (GO): translation initiation factor activity
Source: RefSeq, a predicted model, not a curated record